Molecule: messenger RNA, 392 nt
Organism: Dentiscutata heterogama
Lineage: Eukaryota; Fungi; Glomeromycota; Glomeromycetes; Diversisporales; Gigasporaceae
Source: the annotation of a GenBank genome assembly
AUGGAUAAAAGUAAAGAAUCUGAUCAUAAUCAAGAAACUAUUAUAAUAGAUUGGAUCAAUGAAAUGAAUACAAUUUGGCAUUAUUGCGAAAGAAAAAGUAAAGAUAGAAAAGAUAUUAAGGUGGAUUAUUACUUGAAGCCCAAUACUUACCAAAAAUCUGAUAGAAUAAAAUAUAUUGAUGAAAUGAAUAAUUAUAAAUCUUAUAAUAAAAAGUCUAUAACUAUAAAUAACAACGAUAAAGAUUCUAGUAAUAAUAAAGCUAACAAAAAUGAUACAGAUAGCAAUGAUUAUAAUAGUAACAAAGAUUGUAUAAAAAUUGAAGAAAACAGAAUACUAGAAUUAGAAAAAAAGCAAAAAGAUUCAUUAGUAAAGCAAAAACCUGUUAAAAAGAA